AUGAAACAAUUUGACAACGCGGGUGAUUGCAAGAAGAAUUUGGAAGCAAAGUUCAAACACGAAUACAAAAAGUUGUUCCCGCAUUCAAAACGAUGUCUAACCAAGCACCUGAACUUUGAAACUUUAUGGUAUGAAGCAAUGGCCGACAAGGCUUUGGAAAUCGAGCAGAACAGACUUUCUGUUCCGUUAUUACAAUCCACCACUGUAUUAUUGACACAAAGGAUGGACCAUAACAACAGCAGCAAUAACAGCAAUAGUAACAACAGCAGUAGAAACAACAGCAAUAGUAACAACAGCAGUAGAAACAACAGCAAUAGUAACAACAGCAAUAGUAACAAUAGUAAUGUGAAAGUUGAAAGACAUACUUUCAACGAUAUUGCGGAAUUAUUUGGUGAUUUCAAUGUGGAAAAUGAUAGAGAUGAUGUCAAACUAGUACUGUUUGAUAUUUACAAGAUAGCCUCGAAACAGGAUCGAAAGCUCGUGGAUGUUCUGAUUAAUUUGCUUAAUAGUCUGCCUACCGAAUCUUUGUUAAACCAUAAGGUGGAAGAGGCCGAAUUUAUCAAUGGGUAUUUACAACCGUUUUUAUCGCCUCUAUUUCACAAACCUCAAAACUCGAAAUUAUUUUUAUGGUUAAACACGAAAACGGAUUUAAAAAACUAUAGCAAGAGACCCGAUGGUGCAUGUGUGUUGCAACUGAUGUUCCCUGCUCAUCGCAGAGAUUUCCGCUCCCAUCUUCGUAAACAAAUUGACUCAUUGAUUGAAUAA
Mucor mucedo is the source of this 765-nucleotide messenger RNA. RefSeq lists its product as uncharacterized. Bases 1 to 765 code for a protein of 254 amino acids. The record is from RefSeq and is a predicted model, not a curated record. NCBI's taxonomy places the organism in Eukaryota, Fungi, Mucoromycota, Mucoromycetes, Mucorales, Mucoraceae. The transcript is spliced from 5 exons.